This is a messenger RNA of Malania oleifera, 2534 nucleotides long. RefSeq lists its product as uncharacterized. The transcript has 11 exons. The record is from RefSeq and is a predicted model, not a curated record. NCBI's taxonomy places the organism in Eukaryota, Viridiplantae, Streptophyta, Magnoliopsida, Santalales, Ximeniaceae. Gene Ontology annotation, biological process: proteasome-mediated ubiquitin-dependent protein catabolic process. Gene Ontology annotation, cellular component: nucleus; cytoplasm. The coding region runs from base 183 to 2321 and encodes 712 amino acids.
AUAGACAAUUAGACAUAUCGACGAGGCACCUAUGGGCGGGCUAUCGGCUAUAACCCCAAUCCAUUUCUCUCCUGGAUCGCCGGCUUUCUUGCUCUCAGGGAAUUCUUCCCUCGGAAAAUACCUGUGUUUCCCCCCUCUCGAAUUUUCUCUCUUUCUCUCUCUCAGGUUUUUCUCGGGAAAGUAUGGAAUCGAUGCCAGUGAAUUGGGAAGCUCUCGAUGCCAUGGUCAUUGACUUCGCCAAAUCCGAGAACUUGAUCGAAGAUUCAAUCUCGUGUUCUCCGCCAUCUUCUCCGGCAUCCUCACCGUCGUCGCCGUCUUAUCACUCGAGAUUUAUUAUUUUCCAGAUCAGAAGAUCAUUGGAGGUGGGUGACGUUGAUGCUGCAAUAGAUCUUCUUCGAGUCCACGCUCCUUUCGUCCUUGACGAUCACCGACUUCUCUUCCGACUACAGAAGCAGAAAUUUAUUGAGCUUUUGAGGAGAGGAACUGCAGAAGAUCGUGAUUCUGCGAUUAAUUGCCUACGGACAGCUCUUGCUCCAUGUGCACUUGAUGCUUACCCGGAAGCAUACGAGGAAUUUAAGCAUGUUCUUCUUGCACUCAUCUACGACAAAGAUGAUUUGACAUCUCCAGUGGCAAAUGAGUGGUCUGAAAGGAGAAGGUUUGAUAUUGCUGGAUUGAUGUCCUCUGUUUUGAGAGCUCAUUUGCAUGCGUAUGAUCCAGUCUUUUCAAUGGCAUUGAGAUAUUUGAUAAGUGUGCACAAAGGAUUUUGCAUUCAUCAAGGAAUUUUGUCACCCAUCUUGGAUCAUACUAAGAGGUUGCUCCUUGAAGAACGCGACACCCCUGUAACUCCUGGGGAGAGUCUGUAUGAAGCACCUCCAUUUGAUGAGGUAGACAUACAAGCCCUUGCACAUGCUGUGGGGCUUACAAGACAAGGGUCGAUUGACAGCUUGAGAAUUGCUAAGGGUGAUCUAUAUCAAGCAUUUCAGAAUGAACUAUGCCGGAUGAGAUUGGAUGUGUCUAUGCUUGAUGAUCUUGUUCAUGAGUACUGCAUUUACAGGGGAAUUGUGGAGUCGGGCCUUGGGUCCCCACCUGUGUCUGGUAUGCAAAUUCUUUCUGGAUCUUUUAAUCAACCAGAACCUGGGUAUUGUUUGUCAAGAAGUUAUUCAACUGAAAUGGGUUGUGGAACAAGUAGAAAUUUAGAUGGUGAAAUCUCCACUAAUGCCUGCCUGGGUGGUCCCCCUGAAACCAAUGCUGAUUUGAUGAGCAUGCAAGAUACUGAUGUUGAAGUGCGAUACCCUUGUGAGACAAUGGGCAAUCAUGAUGACUGUAGCACCAGUGGGAUGCAUGAGCCAGAAAAAUUGAGGGAUGUACAAAGAAACAGAAAUCAUGUAACUGGUGAAAGAAGCAAUCGCAAGCGAUGGAGGGGAAGGCAUGAUAAAAUUGUUACUCCUAAUGCUUUGUAUGGGGAAAGCAGUAAACAGGAGCUUAAAUCUGCUGUCCCUGUUGCUGACAGAAGUCUGUUAAAUGAACGACAGGUGUUGGAAAAAAGAUGUGCUCCAGAAACUAUUUACAGGGAGGAUAAGUAUGAGGUGGUGCUGCGCAUGAAGGAAUUAGCUAGCAGAGGGAUGGCUGCUGAGGUUGUUGAAGAAGUAAAUGCCAUGGAUCCAAACUUUUUUGUGCAAAAUCCUGUUAUGCUAUUCCAGCUCAAGCAGGUUGAAUUCCUCAAGUUGGUCAGUUCUGGGGAUCAUUCUAGUGCCUUAAAAGUUGCUUGCUCUCACUUGGGUCCUUCAGCAGCUAGUGAUCCGGCUUUACUAAAACCCUUGAAAGAAACAUUGUUGGCAUUGCUCAGACCCAACGAGGAUGCGCUUGGAAAGGGCUUACCCUUGUAUGCUCUUGCAACUUCCCUCCAGGUUGCAAUAGGUCGGAGGCUUGGAAUUGAAGAGCCCCAGCUUAUGAAGGUUCUAAAGGCAACCCUUUACACACAUAAUGAAUGGUAUAGACUUCAAAUGUGCAAAGAUCACUUUGAGGGUCUUUUGAGAAUUGAUUCCCUGAAAGAUGUCAGUGCCCCCUUGCUUGGUGAUGUGGUACCCAAGUCAAAUAUGGAUACUUGUGGCCAUGGAUCCUCCCAGGUUACAAUAUCUUCAAGCAACAGAACCACAGAAGAUGGUGGCAGUCCUACUCAAGUGUCAUCCAGAGAUGCCUGUGAUGAAAAUGCAAUACUUAAAGUAAUGGAGUUUCUUGCUUUGCCAAGGGCUGAUGCCAUCCAUCUUCUUGCACAGUACAAUGGAAAUGCAGAGACUGUUAUUCAGCAAAUAUUUGCCUAGUUUGAAGUGUAAAUAUUAUGUAAAGAAACUGAUGCUGUGCUUGGAAGAAUCUGAGUUGAAGGUUUGGGUUUAGAUUUGUGCAGGAUUUGACAAAAUUCAUCACCACUUUGUAUUGUAUUUUGUACAGGUCUACACAAUUUAAAGUUCAAUGCUUCAAUUGUAUGCUUUCAAAGACAGCAUAAUUUAUUUGUUUAUUUAUCUUGGAUAUUAUUU